This is a messenger RNA of Branchiostoma floridae (Florida lancelet), 2309 nucleotides long. RefSeq names its product ethanolamine-phosphate cytidylyltransferase-like. NCBI's taxonomy places the organism in Eukaryota, Metazoa, Chordata, Leptocardii, Amphioxiformes, Branchiostomatidae. The record is from RefSeq and is a predicted model, not a curated record. The transcript has 3 exons. Gene Ontology annotation, biological process: phosphatidylethanolamine biosynthetic process. Gene Ontology annotation, molecular function: ethanolamine-phosphate cytidylyltransferase activity. Bases 154 to 1302 code for a protein of 382 amino acids. Gene Ontology annotation, cellular component: cytoplasm.
UGGGGUCAGAAGGUCACUCGUGGCGCGAGAAACGUCCGAUAGCGUGAUCGUCACGGUACCCUUUUAUGUUUUCUCGUUGUACAGAUCUUAACGUGUACAUCUCGCAAUUUUGCCUUUACGAUAUCGUGGAAAGAUCUUUUUAGCACCGAAACGAUGGCUGACAGCGGCGAAAGGAACCGAGGGGGACAGGGGAGAGCCCCGCUGCGUGUUUGGGUGGACGGGUGCUUCGACAUGGUCCACUUCGGGCACGCGAAUGCCCUCCGUCAGGCCAAGAAGAUGGGGGACUACCUGAUCGUGGGCGUGCACUCGGACGAGGAGAUCAGCAAGCACAAGGGUCCUCCCGUCAUGACUGAGGAGGAGAGAUACAAGAUGGUUCGGGCGGUGAAAUGGGUAGAUGAGGUUGUUGAGGCGGCCCCGUAUGUCACCACCAUCGAAACCCUGGACAAGUACAACUGUGACUACUGCGUCCACGGCGACGACAUCACCAUGACGGCCGACGGCCACGACACCUACGCUGAGGUGAAGAACGGCGGGCGCUACAAGGAGUGCAAGCGGACGGCGGGCGUCUCCACGACCGACCUGGUCGGCCGCAUGCUGCUGCUGACGAAGACACAUCACGACCGCGAGAACGAGGCACAGCUGCCGCGGGACAAGGUGGAGGAGCUUCGGGAAAACCCGCAGGCCCGCAGCCCGUGGACGGGCGUGUCCCAGUUCCUCCCGACGACGCAGAAGAUCGCGCAGUUUGCGGAAGGAGGGAGCGGCCCGGAGCCCGGGGACCGGAUCGUGUACGUGUCGGGGGCGUUCGACCUCUUCCACGUCGGCCAUCUCGACUUCCUGCAGCGGGCGCGCCAGGAGGGUGACUACCUCAUCGUGGGUCUCCACACGGACCCCGUGGUGAACGGCUACAAGGGGUCCAACCACCCGAUCAUGAACAUCCACGAGCGCACGCUGUGCGUGCUCGCCUGCAGGCACGUGUCCGAAGUGGUGAUCGGCGCCCCCUACACCGUCACGGAGGAACUGAUGGAACACUUCAACAUCGACCUUGUCGUCCACGGCCGCACCAACGUCAUUCCCGACACCGAGGGUCAUGACCCGUACAAGGUACCGAAGGGCCUCGGCAAGUACAAGCAGAUCGACAGCGGCAACGACAUGACAACCACCAAGAUCAUCGAGCGAAUCAUCCGCAACAGGCUCCACUUCGAGGCGCGCAACAAGGCAAAGGAAGAGAAGGAGAUGCGCGCGUUCGAAGCUCUGCAGAAACAAGUCAAGUCGGGCCAGAAGCUGAUCGAAGAAUCAUCCUAAACGAUUGAUAUCUCUCUGAUGAAAGACAUUGGUGGCCAUGUUUUACCUUUGAAAAGAGUUUUAUGUCGUCAUCUUUAAUGUCAAGUUGUGUUCUAACAGUGAAUAGCAGAUGGACACAUUUCGACCAAAUUCCUGCACAUCUACACUCAAUGUUUCAAUGACAAUCUACAUUUGUAGGAAAUAAAGUACUCUUACUGAAAACUGCCAAAUGAUGUUCAGGUAUUGUCCUAUCUUGUGACGUACAUGUAUAUAAUUUAUCUGACUGGCUGAAGCUGUUGACUGCCUUCCGAGAUGAAAACAGCCGAAGGACAAGAUUAAAACCAAACUGCAAUGUUUGUAAUUUUAGCUUUUAGAAUAGAGCACUUUUUAAAAACAUCUUUGAAAUGAAAAUUGCAUACAUGUAGUUGCAAAUUCUUCUGUCGUGUCAUCACUACACUUUUCUGCUCCAGUUGCAAGAUGUAUAAACAGUGAAAGAUGUAUAAACUUAUGUGUAAAAGUGUUCUUAUUUAUUUCUCAAUUUCUCAGGUCAUUUUUUGUGCAAUUUGUUUUGCCUUCAGUUGAUCUGUAUUUUUCGUCAACUUUCCUUCUGAAUGGCUAAUAUAUUUUCCUUUUCUCAUUUUCACAACCCUUUCUGCAUUAUUCUUUGUAACAGAAUUAUGGCCACAAAAUACUUGUCUAGUGUCUUCAUUAAUUUUAAAGUUUGAUUUAUUCUAAAUACAUGAGGUCUGAUAGCAUUUUGAUUCUUUCUGUGAAGGGUAAUUAUUCUAGCUAUGUUUUGGCCACACUUGUUGAAUGGAUUGUUUCAUCACAAAGUGAACGGUGGUGUGGAAGAGAUUCAAACAGUUAACUACAAAUGUAAUUGAACUUCAGUAUACUGAGCUGCCACUGUAUCACUGUUUCCUCUAAUGAAUUUGUAGUGAAACAUUUCUCUCUUUGUAAGAGGCAAGUUCAAAUUGUAUUCAGCUGAAUUUUCCUCAGUGGUUUUGAAAUACAUGUAAUAGCAAAUA